AUGGGGCCUGUUAUGAUUCCUAGUGUUAUUUUGUGGCACCUUUUCUUCUUUGUGAGUUUUGUUAUUGAAGGGAUUAGUGGGCAUGUUUCGAGUUGGGUUAAUGCUCAUGCAACCUUCUAUGGCGCUAACCUUAGCCCCAGCACUCUUGGAGGAGCAUGUGGAUAUGACAACACAAUCCAUGCUGGGUUUGGAGUGAACACAGCGGCGGUGAGCGGUGCUUUGUUUAGGGGAGGAGAGGCUUGUGGUGGUUGCUACCAAGUGAUGUGUGACUACAAGAUCGAUCCUAAAUGGUGCCUCCGAGGUGGUGUGGUCACUGUGACUGCUACCAAUUUCUGCCCUUCCAACAACAAUGGAGGAUGGUGUGAUCCUCCUCGACACCAUUUCGACAUGUCCAUGCCUGCUUUUCUUCACAUUGCUCGACAAGGCAACGAAGGCAUCGUUCCCAUCCUGUAUACAAGGGUGUCAUGUAGAAGAAGAGGAGGGGUGCAUUUCACAUUGAGGGGACAAGGGAACUUCAAUUUGGUUAUGAUCUCCAAUGUUGGAGGAAGUGGUGAUGUAAGAGGUGCAUUUGUUAGAGGGUCAAGGACAAGAUCAUGGGUUCCAAUGCACAGGAAUUGGGGUGCUAAUUGGCAAGGCAAUGUGGAUCUUAGAGGCCAAACACUUUCUUUCAAGCUCAAUUUGGUUGAUGGCAAGUUAUUGCAAUUCUUCAAUGUUGUUCCUUCCUCAUGGAGGUUUGGCCAGACAUUUGCUUCCAAAACUCAGUCCUCAUAACACAAUCAAAAAGAAGACACAAUUUAACUACAUAUGAAAAUAUGUAGUAGUAGUCCUACAACUGGA
Molecule: messenger RNA, 837 nt
Organism: Tripterygium wilfordii
Lineage: Eukaryota; Viridiplantae; Streptophyta; Magnoliopsida; Celastrales; Celastraceae
Product: expansin-A12
Exons: 3
Coding region: 1-771 (256 amino acids)
Biological process (GO): plant-type cell wall organization
Cellular component (GO): extracellular region
Source: RefSeq, a predicted model, not a curated record